Magnolia sinica is the source of this 1590-nucleotide messenger RNA. RefSeq lists its product as uncharacterized. The coding region runs from base 73 to 642 and encodes 189 amino acids. Gene Ontology annotation, molecular function: RNA binding. Lineage: Eukaryota; Viridiplantae; Streptophyta; Magnoliopsida; Magnoliales; Magnoliaceae. The transcript has a single exon. The record is from RefSeq and is a predicted model, not a curated record. Gene Ontology annotation, cellular component: chloroplast.
CAUCGAUGAAUUGAUAAACAAGCGAAGGGUUGGGCGUCAUCUUCAUCCAUCCAUCACCACACCCAUUCGUCAAUGGCAGCAGCAGCAGCAACAGCAGCAGCUCUGAUGAUGGCCCACCACCACCAUCAUCAUCUCCUGAGACCUGCAUUUCCCUUCCUUCCCAAGCUUCUCCAUCAGUCUUCCUCUUUCUUACUUACUCUCCCCACCUCAUUCCGUCGCCGUUUCUUCUGCACUCGCUCUUCUCUCACUCACCCUCACAUCUCUUCUUCCGUCGUUGAUGACUUUCAAGUCGAGGCCGAGUACGAGGACGCGGACACCGAACAACCACAACCACAAGAAGAGGAAACAACAGCAGCAGCAGCAGCAGCGAUCACAGAUUCCAUCAGAAGAACUAUAGUAGUGCCCGUUGCCGCUUCUUCUUCUUCUUCUUCGUCGUUGCCACUGCCGAACCUUAGCAUUAAGGAAAAGAAAGAACUGGCCUCGUACGCCCACAGCCUCGGGAAGAAGCUCAAAUGCCAACAGGUCGGCAAGUCCGGCAUCACUCCGUCAGUUGCAGCGGCUUUCGUCGAGAACCUUGAGUCCAACGAGCUCUUGAAGGUAAACCCUCUCACUAAUUUGAGUGUCAUGCAUUCAUGUAUUUGAGGAUUUAUGUGAAUUUCUAGUGGUGGAUAUCGAUAGUGCCCUCGAGUUUUCGUUGUUGUACAAGUGGGUUUUUGGUUAUCUUGGUAUGAUGGGUCCCAUAUGGAAUGGGGCAUGCUUCCAUCAUGGUUACUGAAAAACUCGUUUAGGGGCUGUUUGGAUUGGGGGAAUUUGGAUGGCCUGGAAAUUUCGUUUACCAUGUAUUGUUUUUUUUUUUUUUUUUGAAGAUGAGAAUUUUAUUGAAGGCCACCAAAGGGCAUGAAACACAACCUUAAAAAAAAGAAGAAGAAAGCCCCUCCUUAGCAGGUAGAAAGCCCCAAAGAAAAGAGGAGCUAAGGAGCACAAUCUCUAACAAAACCAAAACCCUCGGAAAAGCCCCUCCUUGGAGACACUAUGGUUGGCAACGGUUGUUUCUUUCUGCCCAAACUGCCCAAAGAACAGCCAUAUGGAUAGUUCUCCACUUCUUUUUUCCAAGGGCUCCUCCAGUGCCUUGGUGCCAAGUGCAAAACAUAUCGUCCACGUAUUUAGGGAAGACCCACUUAAUCCCUGCCAACCUCAGGACACUCCACCAAAUAUCUGUAGUGAAGGUAUAGUGCAAGAAAAGAUGAUCCACUGUUUCUUUUGCAUUUAGGCAUAGAAGGCUAACAUUUGGGAGUUGCAUGCCUCUCGUCCUAAGGUUGUUGAUAGUGAGUACUAUAUUCCUUCCUAGGAGCCAACCAAACGCUGCAACUUUUGGUGGCACUCCGUAAUUCCAAAUGGAUCCAGUAUGCAAGCAAGAGGAGUUUGAAAGAUAUCUGUAGAUGGAUUGGACUGUGAACUUUCUGGAGGAAGCUAACUUCCAGCAAGGAGAGUCAUCCGAGGUCAAAGAAGGAUGGAAGCGAGUAUCCUGCAGGAAAGAUAACAACAUUAGGAACUCCUCUAAUUAUGAAUUUGAAAGGUUCCUACGAAAGG